GGAGUGAUUUUCUUUUUGGAAGGGUUUGUCAAGUGUCAAGUAAGACUAUUUCGUGUUGAUCUGAACCACUUGAUUUGUUUAAAAAAAUUAUAGAAUUGCCCACUUCCCUGUUAGGGAGACUCUUUGGUGUAUCACCCAUCAGACGACUUUGUGAAUUACUAGGAGUAUUAUUAAAAGAAAAUUUGAGAAUUUUAUAUUUGUAGCAAGUGGUAGACGUGGGUAUGUGUUACACUAAAUUAGGCUUUGAGAUUUUUCAUUUUUGGUUUAACUAUAUGGUAUUUGAUAUCUACUGAUCCCAUUAAUCCAAAUUUGUGUUCGAUUGGUUUGCUAAAAGGGUAAAGUGUUCUCUACCACGAAGUUCUCCAUUCCGAGAGCUCUAAUUGAAAGUAAAGAAAUUCCAAACAUCUCAGCACACUCCUCUCGUUGGUUCGAGAGAAUUGCUAAAACUAAAUCAGGUAGUGCAUCCCAUGUCAUAAAAUAUAGUAAUAAGUAUACUCUGAGUGAGAGUGAAAGAGAGAACGUGGGAAUCAUAACUUCAAGGUUUGGCAGGCAUGGCAUCCACAUUCUAACUCAACCCCAUGUCGUAUUUCUCCCUUAAAUACCUCCCAUUUCUGGAACUUGCUGCUCACCUCUCUUCAGGUUUAAUUAACCCCCAGCUUCACAUCAAGCUCAAAUAUGCCUCCCUUUAUGGAUUCUCAAGACUCAAAUAAUGAAGCUUUCAUUGAAGUAACUGACCUCAGUACUGGCCCCUCUAUGAAGCUACUCAAGAAGCAGAGCCUGGGCAGUGAGAAGCAGAUUUCAGUGGAUCCAAUCUCCCUGAAAGAAUCAAAUGAACUUGCCAUCCCCUAUCCAAAAUCCCCACCUCUCGCCAUUCCUGAUGACAAGUUCUUGAGCUUCAGCCUUCCCAACUCAACCACCUCAUCUCCAGAUUUUUCCAAGAAAAAGUACCGCAAGAACCAGAUUAAUCAACUACCCUCUCCUCUGUCAUCAACCAAUCAUCUGGCUCGUCAGCAUUCCGUGGCUCUCACUAACCUGGAACAGUUAAGGGAAAUCCACUUACGGAGGAGCAAGUCGUGUGGUGAAGGCAGAGCUAGCGCCCCACCUGAAGAAUUCGAUAUUUGGUUCACCCCCAAUAGUACCCUUAAACAUGUACCAGCAGCUGAGGACAGCAAUAAAUUCAAUCAAAGUAACUUAUUUGACGAACCGGAAACUAGCAGCAGAAAUGGUGAAAUUUAUAACAACAAAAUGUUGGAGGGUCAAAAUCAGGACGAGGAAAAGUUCAAAUGCGGAGCAUUGUGUUUGUUCAUUCCGGGUUUUGGAAAGGGGAUCAAACAUGUAAGAUCAGGGCGAAGGCAAGUAAGCGGAGUAUCAUCGACAGAUAUAGGACCACAUGUAGUUUCAAGGACAGUGUCAUUGGAGAAAUUCGAAUGCGGGUCAUGGACAUCAUCGGCAGCUAUUUUCAACGAUGUAGGAGAUGGCGCCUCCAACAACAUGUUUUUCGAUCUGCCAUUGGAGCUCAUCCGAUGCAGUAAUGUGAAUGACGACACGUUUUCCCCUGUAACGACAGGGUUUGUUUUCGAUAAGGAAGUUAAAGGUGUCCUUAAGAACACAACAACAACAGAUUCCAGGAAAUCACAUGAAUCGACACGCCAUGUUCGGUUUUCUACGUCGUCCCCAACAUCGUACCCGACAUCACCUACGUCCUGUAUAACACCAACACUGCUCAAGGCUAGAGAAGAUUUCACUACCUUCCUUGAAGCUCAGAGUGCAUGACAGUACGUAUCAAGAGGUCCCUCAUCUGCUAUGUAUAACAUAAAGAUUUUUUUUUUUUUUUAACUUUGUAGAUACAGCGUGAAUUUAUGCCGGUUUAGAUGAACCCCUUCCGCCCCUCUAUGAUAAUCCCCUAUACUUUAAUAUAGCUCCUCUUUUUUUUUCUUUUUUUUUCUUUUUCUGUUUCAACACUUAUUCUGUUCCUUCCAUGAGAUGAAACGGAAGCAACAAUAAGUGUGAAACCUUUGUUCAUGUGGAUCUUGAUAUAGUUUGAACGAGAGCUCAUGAGUGAUUCCAAAUGUAA
This is a messenger RNA of Lycium barbarum (goji berry), 2074 nucleotides long. RefSeq lists its product as uncharacterized. The transcript has a single exon. The coding region runs from base 676 to 1773 and encodes 365 amino acids. The record is from RefSeq and is a predicted model, not a curated record. Lineage: Eukaryota; Viridiplantae; Streptophyta; Magnoliopsida; Solanales; Solanaceae. Gene Ontology annotation, biological process: response to photooxidative stress; photosystem I assembly. Gene Ontology annotation, cellular component: chloroplast thylakoid membrane.